Molecule: messenger RNA, 720 nt
Organism: Durusdinium trenchii
Lineage: Eukaryota; Dinophyceae; Suessiales; Symbiodiniaceae
Source: the annotation of a GenBank genome assembly
AUGCAAUGCAAUAUCCACGCAGACAUGAUUCGCUCAGAGGUCUCAAACAUGUGCCAGGAGACAGGGCGACGCCUUCAAGAUGUGAUUGACAAGAUGCAAGACACAAGGGAUGAGGAGACAGGGCAGGUGCAAACAAUGAUGCGGGCCUUGGACAUGAAGGUCAAUGAGUGCCAUCAAAAGCUGGUGGAACUACUCAACGAUGACUCCAGCAAACCAAUACAUCCUGCAGACCUUGAGGUAUUCCAAAAAGAGCUGGAGGCAGAGCGGGUUUGUCGCAGAGAUUUGAUCAAGGACGUAUAUGCGCGCAUCAACGAGGAAAUGAUCAGAGUUACAAAGGUCAUGGAUGAACAUCGUGCAGCAGCUUUAGAGGCUGUGGCCCAGGAGCGUUGGGCCAGAAGCGAGGAUGCAGCGGAACUGAGGGCAACUUUUGGGGCAAUGCGGAGUCAGGCAUGCAAUGUUGAAAAGAAGGAUGUGCAGGCAGUUAAUAUGCGAGGGGAGGAGCACCCGGAAGAUCCUGAAGACCUCUACACAUUAUAUGAAAUGGUGCGCGAAGCACUGGGUGAUACUGUCCAUUUGCGGCAACUUCUGGCCGAAGAGAAGUCAGAGAGGAUUCACGAGUUUUCCUCCAACAGGCAACAGAUGGACAUGCUCUCACGUGAGCUGAACACAAUGCAGGCUCUCUUAAGAGAGGCAGCCGCUGGUCGAACAGAGGCCCAGUAG